AUGGGUUUACAUAUAGUCACAACACUGAAACAAACACUUUUCUCUUUGAAGGAGCGCAGUACUCCAUUCCAAGAUGAAUAUCCUCCCCUCUCAGAAUAUGAGCCACCUUCGGCUAAGUCGGGCGAAGAGGAAGACGUGUAUCUUAUUCGCGCCCAAGGUCUGCCUUAUUCCUGCACCGAGGAAGAUGUCCUUAACUUCUUUGCAGGCAGCAAAAUUCGAAAUGGUGUGAACGGCAUACAUUUCCUCUUAAACAGAGAUGGCAAACGCAGAGGAGAUGCUUUGGUUGAACUGGAGUCAGAGCAGGAUGUACAGACUGCUUUAGAGAAACACCGGAGAUAUUUGGGGCAGCGCUAUGUUGAAGUUUUUGAAAUACAUAAUGAGGAUGUUGAUGCCAUCAUGAAGAGUCUGCAGUCCAGUUCAACAUCAGUGACCAAUGAUGGAGUGGUACGAUUGAGAGGCCUUCCCUAUAGUUGCACUGAAGUGGAUAUUUCUGACUUCUUCUCAGGCUUGGUGAUAGUUGACAUAACAUUUGUCAUGGACCAGAGGGGGAGAAGGAAAACAGGAGAAGCAUUUGUGCAGUUUGCUACACCUGAGAUGGCUAAUCAAGCUUUGUUGAAGCAUAAGGAGGAGAUUGGGAAUCGCUACAUAGAAAUAUUCCCAAGCCAAAGAAGUGAAAUUCGAACACACAAUGGUUUUUUCCGGGGUAAGAAGAUGAUGGGUUAUCCCAAUACAAAACAAGAUUCUGAAUCUGUUUUUGAUGAAGGUGAUUUGAGUGAGGCCUUAAGACCUGUUACCACUUAUGAAAGUGAUAAAGAGAACGAAGCUUUUAAGCAAGCAUUUGAAAAGCCUCGGGAUAUGUUGGAAUCUGGGAAUUUCUCCUCACUUCACUUUGUUCAUCUGAGGGGUCUUCCUUUUCAAGCAACAGCACAAGAUAUUAUAAAUUUUUUUGCACCCCUGAAACCAGUGAGGAUCACUAUGGAAUAUAAUUCAAGUGGGAAAGCAACAGGAGAAGCAGACGUGCACUUUGAGACACAUGAAGAUGCAGUUGCAGCCAUGGCUAAAAACAGGUCUAACGUGCAACAUAGAUACAUUGAAUUAUUUUUGAAUUCAUCACCAAGCAGAAAAAAUGGUUGCCAGUGACAAUGGCAUAAUUACCAAAGUUUAGGAUAAAUCAAGAUGCAUCUCAUUUGCACAUUUUCCUAGAGCUGGGAUACAGGGCAUUCCUGUAACCAACAAGGACAAAUUCUAGAGGACACUUUUUCUGAAAAUCCAGCAGCUAUAUCUAAAGCCCUAUGAAUUGUUUGUGCAGAGUAUGUUUUAUGUGAAACCAAAAUUAAACUGUCCUCAAACCUCUUGCUACAAUACAUGUCCUGAUCGAUUGAGGACCAAGCAUUGGUAUGCAAAUAUAGCAUAGCUUGUCAUUGUUCCUGAAUAAGACUGGUGCAAACAGAAGCAGACUCUGGCUUCAAGAAUAUUGUUUCAUAUAUGUGAAAACUCAGCUGUUACAUGGGUCUAGGUCUGUGUCAUGCCUUAAUAUAAAGAGAGAAGUGUGUGAUUUAUAGCUUGCUGUUGAUUGUUCAGGCAGUGAGACAGUAGGCAGAGUUACAUCUACAUUUGCAUAGAACAUACCAGUAAUGCUUAGAUUCAGCAGUUUGUUUAGGCAUUUUGUGUCUUUUGGAGCGGAAUGGGAAAGCCCCAAAAUAAAGACAGCUCUGCAUGCAAAUAGAA
Molecule: messenger RNA, 1728 nt
Organism: Sceloporus undulatus (fence lizard)
Lineage: Eukaryota; Metazoa; Chordata; Lepidosauria; Squamata; Phrynosomatidae
Gene: GRSF1
Product: G-rich RNA sequence binding factor 1
Exons: 9
Coding region: 1-1140 (379 amino acids)
Biological process (GO): regulation of RNA splicing
Cellular component (GO): nucleoplasm; ribonucleoprotein complex
Molecular function (GO): RNA binding
Source: RefSeq, a predicted model, not a curated record